AAGGGGAGAGCUGAUGGAGCACUUGGGGGUGGUCAGCUGUGUGAACAACAGCCCCAUCUUCUCCCUUUGGUUGUUUGUGUCUUGGUUUAUCCAGGGACACCGGGACCUGGAGAUGUGGGGAGAUGACACAUGCCUAGCUGCUGCAGCAAGGCACAGGGCGCCUCAUGACCUGGGCGAUGUGGAUCUACCUUGUCCUGCCUGGACCCUUGGCCUGUUUUUCUAGAAAGAUGCCAAAUGGCCGUUUGCCGAACUAAUCCUUCAGCUUCAGCUGUCCGCUCGCCAUAUGUACUGUGCCCCGGGGAUCAGCGGGGUCCCUGAAGGGAUUGCACAGGGCUGGCAGCCUCCAGCACCGAGUGUGAAGGUAACCAGCACCGAUAGUUCAGGCACAGCUCAUUACCUGCGGCCUGGUGCACACGCUGUGCCGCCCGACCUCAGUUUCCCUGGGACACUCUCCUUGUCUUUGCAUCUUGUUCACCAGCAGCGCUUGCUGCAUUUAGGAGUGGAAAGAAGAAUGCUUUAAAUGCUUGGCCACUAACAGGGUGACAGGAGGAGCAGGUUCUUGAACUGCUUUAAGAGGCAGCUGGGUCUCCACCAGCUUUUCAGAGGAACUUACCCUGAAACAUCUGAGUGCAGAACUGUUCUUGUCCACCCCAAAGUGCUCCUGGAUCACAGAGGGCACCCACUACAGCACUGCGCUUUCAGGGUGGAUGAGGAGGAUGGCGUCUGCAAACAGGAGGGGAAUUAAGCUGUCUGGGCCUAAAGUCUUUACACUUGAAGACAAUCUUAGGGAUGUGCUUCAUACCACUGCAUCCAGACCAUGCAUGACUGGAGAAGUUCCCACUGCUAGAUGAAAACCAGGGAUGCAAGUCCACCACCCUGCAGCUGUAGAGGUUUUUCAGGCCCACUGCUACUGCUUGGACAAGAUCAGCUCAAGGAGAUCUGUGGCUGAUUGUGGCCUGGCUCAACAAGAACAUCUGACUGCAGUGUGCAUAGGAAAGCCUCUCACACAAGUAAGAGUUAUGGCAUGGCCUGGUCAAUGAAGUGCUACCUUAUCCCUGGUCGUUCUAGAAGCAACAUCUUCUAUUAUGAAAAUUUAGGAACUAGAUCAGAGAUAAGAGUGCUCCUCACAUAGAUCGCAUCCUUGGACUACUACCUGUUACAAGACCCAGGACAUUCACAAUGAGCAUUAGUGAAGACGACGUGGAAAAAUUUCUUGAUGGAAACCCUGCUUUUGCCAAGCAGUACUUUGAGAAGAAACUGAAAACAGAGUCCUGGGAUGACAAUGAAAGUGAAAUACUUUUUGAGUUGAUCCAAGACAUGCAAGAAAGCAUCAACAUGGAGAAAGUUGUUUUCAAGACUUUGAGAAGAAUCAGAUCCCUUAUUCAUGCUGACCGCUGUAGUCUUUUCAUGUACAGGCAGAGAAACGGCACACCUGAACUGGCAACAAGGCUUUUCAACAUCCAAGAGGGAAGCACGCUGGAGGAAUGCCUGGUCUCCCCAGACUGCGAGAUAGUCUAUCCGUUGGACAUAGGCAUUGUGGGCUACGUUGCACAAACCAAGAAAACCAUGAAUAUCAAGGAUGUAAGCGAGUGUGCCCAGUUCAGUCCAUUUGUUGAUGAGCUCACCGACUACACUACAAAAAGCAUCCUUGCAACACCGAUUUUGAACGGCAAAGAUCUAGUUGCUGUCAUUUUGGCUCUUAAUAAGCUGAACGGCCCAUACUUCACCAGCUCUGAUGAAACACUUUUCCUGAAGUACCUGAAUUUUGCAUCCUUAAACUUGAAAAUUUAUCACUUGAGUUACCUUCACAAUUGUGAGACUCGAAGAGGCCAGGUGCUGUUGUGGUCAGCUAAUAAGGUUUUUGAGGAACUGACAGAUAUUGAGAGGCAGUUCCACAAGGCUUUCUACACAGUGAGAGCGUACCUCAACUGUGACAGGUACUCAGUAGGCCUCCUGGACAUGACCAAGCAGAAGGAAUUUUUUGAUCUGUGGCCAGUCCUGCUGGGCGAAGUUCCUCCCUACUCAGGACCUCGCACUCCAGAUGGCAGAGAAAUAGUCUUUUACAAAGUCAUUGAUUAUAUAUUACAUGGAAAAGAAGACAUUAAAGUCAUCCCAAAUCCUACCCCAGAUCACUGGGCACUAGUAACUGGACUGCCAACAUAUGUGGCUGAAAGUGGAUUUAUUUGCAACAUUAUGAAUGCUGCUGCAGAUGAGAUGUUUAACUUUCAGGAAGGUCCUCUAGACGAAUCAGGAUGGACUAUCAAAAAUGUUCUCUCCAUGCCAAUAGUCAACAAAAAGGAAGAAAUUGUUGGUGUUGUCACAUUUUAUAACAGAAAAGAUGGGAAACCAUUUGAUGAACAGGAUGAGACCCUUAUGGAGUCCCUGACACAGUUUCUGGGCUGGUCCGUACUCAACACAGAUACAUAUGAUAAGAUGAACAAGCUGGAGAACCGGAAAGACAUUGCCCAGGAUAUGGUGCUCUACCACGUGAAGUGUGACAAGGAUGAAAUUCAGGAAAUUCUGCCAACACGAGAAAAGCUGGGGAAGGAGCCAAAUGAGUGUGAGGAAGAGGAGCUGGCAAGUAUCCUGAAAGAAGAACUCCCAGGGCCCACCAAGUUUGAAAUCUAUGAGUUCAGGUUCUCCGAUUUCGACUGCACCGAGCUGGAGCUGGUGAAGUGUGGCAUUCAGAUGUAUUACGAGCUUGGUGUGGUGAAGAAGUUCCAGAUCCCGCAGGAGGUUCUGGUGAGGUUUGUGUACUCUGUCAGCAAAGGCUACCGGAAGAUAACGUAUCACAACUGGCGCCAUGGCUUCAAUGUUGCACAGACCAUGUUCACGCUCCUAAUGACUGGCAAACUGAAGCGUUACUACACUGACCUAGAAGCCCUUGCAAUGGUAACUGCUGCUCUGUGCCACGAUAUCGACCACAGAGGAACCAACAACCUUUACCAGAUGAAAUCUCAAAAUCCAUUAGCUAAACUUCAUGGAUCCUCAAUUUUAGAGAGGCAUCACUUGGAAUUUGGAAAGUUUUUGCUCUCUGAAGAGUCGCUGAACAUAUGCCAGAACCUCAACCGGAGACAGCAUGAGCACAUGAUUCACCUGAUGGACAUUGCCAUUAUAGCAACAGAUCUGGCACUGUACUUCAAGAAAAGGACAAUGUUCCAGAAGAUCGUUGAUGAGUCUAAGACCUACGAUAACAUGAAUGCCUGGACUGAAUACCUGUCUCUGGAGACGACAAAGAAAGAGGUUGUCAUGGCCAUGAUGAUGACUGCUUGUGAUUUGUCAGCAAUCACUAAGCCUUGGGAAGUCCAGAGUAAGGUAGCUCUCCUGGUAGCAGCUGAGUUCUGGGAGCAAGGGGACUUAGAAAUAAGCGUCCUUCAGCAACAGCCCAUUCCCAUGAUGGACAGGAGGAAAGCCGCUGAGCUUCCAAAGCUUCAAGUGGGUUUCAUCGACUUUGUGUGCACGUUUGUCUACAAGGAAUUUUCACGCUUCCAUGAGGAAAUUCAGCCUAUGCUUGAUGGGCUGCUGAACAAUAGGAAUGAGUGGAAGACCCGUGCUGAUGAGUACGAUGCAAAAAUGAAAGCUCUGGAGGAAGAGAAGAAAAAAGAGGAAGAGAAGAUGGCUGCACAAAAAGAUGGAAUAACCUGUAACGGAGGAACAGCUCCAGCUUCAAAAACCUGCAGCAUACUUUAGAUCUAUUUCCAAUGCAAUACACAACACCCAAAAUGAGAAUGCCCGUUCUUUUUUUUUUUUUUUUUUUUUUUUUUUAAUAAUCUGGCUUACAAAUACAUUCCUGAUUGGACUGUUUUGCUACUUUAAUUAGGCUUACGACCAACCAGGGAAGGGCUAGAUCUCGUUUGCCUUAAUUGCAUCUCUUCUUGAUGGUGAGGAGCCCAUUCUGUCCUGUCCCUCUCUCCAUUUAAUGUACCCGAUGUUGUCAGAUGGCAUGUGGCAAGUCAGAGCAAUGUUUGGCCCAAUAAACGAGGUUGUAUGACUGCAGA
Oxyura jamaicensis (ruddy duck) is the source of this 3998-nucleotide messenger RNA. It is a transcript of the gene PDE6B, whose product is annotated as phosphodiesterase 6B. The record is from RefSeq and is a predicted model, not a curated record. Gene Ontology annotation, cellular component: photoreceptor outer segment membrane. Lineage: Eukaryota; Metazoa; Chordata; Aves; Anseriformes; Anatidae. Gene Ontology annotation, biological process: signal transduction; retina development in camera-type eye. Bases 1180 to 3690 code for a protein of 836 amino acids. Gene Ontology annotation, molecular function: protein binding; 3',5'-cyclic-nucleotide phosphodiesterase activity. The transcript has 25 exons.